GCCUCGGUCAUGGAGGGUAGAACGCUUCUGCUGCUGUGUCUGCUGCUAGGCGGUAUCGUCGCCUUCCCCGAGACGGGCAUAGGAAGAAGGGACCACCAUGAACCAAAGCCAGAGCCAGAGCCAGAGCCGGAGCCAGAGCCGGAGCCAGAGCCAGAACCGGAACCGACGCCCGAGCCAGAGCCGACACCAACGCCACCUGCCCAAUCCGGAUCGAAAACAGCGUCACCUGCAGCGUCCGAGUCCGACGCGGUGGUGAUCGAGGCGCCGACCAACGCGGCCGAGUGCGCCCAGGUCGGCGGCAAGUGCAUCCUCAAGGACGACUGUCCGAACUCCGAGUAUGGCUGGAACCAGCCGUACAAGGGAAUCUGCGACCAGGAGGGCUACGAGUGCUGCUUCAAGGACAUCUCAUCGCACUCGAUGCGGUGCGGCGUGUUCGGGGGCGACUGCGCGCCGGAGAGGAGCUGCGGAUACGUACGACACGCCUCCGCCCACUGCGCCCGCGCCGGAGACGUCUGCUGUAUUUGGCUGACGUGAGCCGGCACCGAUGGAUGCCCUUGGACUCGUCACGGGAUCAGCGCCGUAACAGGGCACCGAGAAACGCUUAAUGUUAUCCUGGCUUGCCAGAGGUUGGUGAAUAUCGAUUUUCAUUUGACUGAUGUCCAAUAAUUCCUGCUCUGCCUCCAUUUUAGCGACUGGCUAAGUUCACGUGCAUUUCAAUGCGGGUAAACAUGGCGCCGCCUUUAUCAGAGGCCAACGCAUAUCUGUGCAAGGGUGGCAUGGAAAACAUGACCACACAACUCGCUCCUUAAACCUUUCUAACUCUUGUUCGAACGCCUGUAGUUCCGUCCGAUUGCAAAAGUUUCCAUGCUUUAACUGUAUCCAUGCUUAGCAGACGUGCUCAUUACAUUUUACACGCCGUGCACAUCGUGUCGCUGCCACUGUUUGGGCGCAUGUAUGCGCGUAAACAACGGCGCAGCUGGCGAAGUCAAAAGGAAAAGACCCGGCGGGCCUCCCUAAACUCAACACCGUCACGCCCGCAAACGUUUCAUUUUCAUGGUCUUUUG
Messenger RNA from Pollicipes pollicipes, 1064 nucleotides. Its product is annotated as classical arabinogalactan protein 1. The transcript is spliced from 3 exons. Lineage: Eukaryota; Metazoa; Arthropoda; Thecostraca; Pollicipedomorpha; Pollicipedidae. The record is from RefSeq and is a predicted model, not a curated record. Bases 10 to 534 code for a protein of 174 amino acids.